Sarcophilus harrisii (Tasmanian devil) is the source of this 4087-nucleotide messenger RNA. RefSeq names its product family with sequence similarity 81 member A (gene FAM81A). Lineage: Eukaryota; Metazoa; Chordata; Mammalia; Dasyuromorphia; Dasyuridae. The record is from RefSeq and is a predicted model, not a curated record. The transcript is spliced from 9 exons. The coding region runs from base 152 to 1285 and encodes 377 amino acids.
GGGGUGUCGGCGGCGAGGGGCGCGUGCUCCGCUCCUGGUUCGCCUUGGUUCGGCCGCUGCCACCGCCGCCGCCACCCAGCAGGGAGGCUGGAGGAAAUGGGUAGCCGCAUCCCGCCCGCCCCCAGUGCCGAUGUGAAUCAUUGAAAAGAAAAUGGCACAACGAAGCACUGUACUUCCAUCCCUUGUUACUGAGGAAAGGCGAGUUAGAACCAUGCCACGACAUAGCCAGUCUUUGAGUGUUGCUCCAUAUUCAUCUGCAAGCUUAGUGGAACAGUUGGAAGAUAGAAUUUUGUGCCAUGAAAAAACAACUGCAGCACUUGUGGAACAUGCUUUUCGUAUAAAAGAUGACAUUGUAAACAGUUUGCAGAAAAUGCAAAAUAAAGGUGGAGGAGAUCGAUUGGCUAGAUUGUUCUUAGAAGAGCACAUCAGAAAUAUCACGGCAAUAGUGAAACAACUUAAUCGUGAUAUUGAGGUCCUACAAGAACAGAUACGUGCCAGGGAUAACAUUAGCUAUGGAACAAAUUCUGCCUUAAAGAGUCUGGAGAUGCGUCAACUCUCUGGCUUGGGAGAUCUUCGGGGAAGAGUAGCAAGAUGUGACGCUAGCAUAGCUAGAUUGUCUGCAGAGCAUAAAACAACAUAUGAAGGCCUUCAACACCUAAACAAAGAACAGCAGGCUGCCAAACUUAUUCUGGAAACUAAAAUCAAAGAUGCAGAAGGGCAGAUUUCUCAGCUUUUAAGCAGAGUUGACCUGUCAAUAUCAGAGCAAAGCACAAAGCUGAAAAUGACUCACAGAGAUAGCAACCAUCAGCUUCAUCUUUUGGACAUUAAAUUUAAAGGUACAGUGGAAGAACUUAGCAGCCAGAUUUUGUCUGCACGGAAUUGGUUGCAACAGGAACAAGAACGAAUAGAAAAAGAACUUUUACAGAAGAUUGAUCAACUUGCCUUGGUUGUUAAGGAAAAUAGUGAAAUCAGUGAAAGGACCAUAGAGAAGAAGUUCAGUCAGAUGUCAGCAAAACUAGACAAAAUAGAAGAGAUACAAAAGAAAAAUAUGGAAGCACAGAGACCAAAGUAUGAUGAUGAGAAGAUCAAUAUUCGAAUCAGCAAGAUUGAAUUACAGAUGAAUGAAGAAAUGAAAGAAAUGAAAGCAGAAGUUAAUGCUGGGUUUGCAGCCAUCUAUGAAAGCAUAGGAUCACUCAGACAAGUUCUUGAAGCCAAAAUGAAACUUGAUAAAGACCAGAUACAGAAGCAAAUUCAUCAGCUAAAGAAACAAGAGGCUCCCUUAUAAAGAGUUUGGGACAGGGAUGUUCUAAAAGAAGAGUUUGUCAGUGGGGUAGGAGUCUGGAUGUUUGUGCAGUAUGGUUUGCCUCUUUCUAGGAUGUGCAUGUGCCAAAUAAUGUGUUAUGGGCCUAAAUUUUUAACUUGAGUUGUGAAGACAAUCUUUACGUGAGAAGAGUAAGUACAUUUUUUAUAGCUUAAUUUUACUUAUAAAUAUAAAUUCUAUGGAAUUUGUUCCAUUUUGGAAAGGCUUUUAUUCAUUUUAAGACUGAAAACUCUUCAAAAUAUUUUUCUUCUGUGAAUUAAAAUUAAUUCUUGUAGUGAUGCUUUAGCUAAGACUGUUCAUCAUUUUUAAAAUGUCAGUGUGAAGAUUUAUGUUAGUAAGCUAAUGAAUUUGUUAAAGCAGUUGGUAUGCAAAAGAUAUCUUUUGACAGAAGAGAUAAUUCAAAAUUUAAGUCCAUGUUUGGAUUUUGUUGUUGUCUGUACAUUUCCUACUUUGUUUGCUUCUUUUAAUUCUUCUUUCCCCUUCACUUGGAGUUUCCAUGAUAAUUUGAGUUUUCAAUUAAAAAAAAAUUGUAAUUUAUUCUAUUUGAAUUCAGUACUAUUUGCAUCCAAUUCAGAUAGUAUAAGGAAUUCAUAAUGUUCUUCAACUGCAAUAUAGAUUAUUAUCUACUUGGAAAUAAAGUAGACAAUCAAGAUAAUUUUCUAGAAAAUAUGGAGCCAAAAAUUACUUAAAUUAUCUGGAUAUUUAAGAUGUCUAUAAUAAAACAUGAGAUAUCUGAAUUCUUUUCAACUCUACAACUUGUGUGAUAAGAACCGUAUUCUGUAUAAGGGAAUUAUGGUUCACACUAAGCUGUUUAUGCAGAAUUGCCCAUUAACUACAAUAUGAUGUGAAGAUUUUUCAGAAUUUUUAUGAACUAUUUCUUAAAUGUUUCCAAAAUGAAGAUUAAAAAUCUACAAAAAUACUUUGUAUAUUAUAAUUAUUAUUGUAACUGUAUUAUUGUGCCUUGUUUUUAUUAUGUCAAUGCAUUGUACACUGAAGGUUUUGCUGACAAAAUAGAAGGCAUGAUAAUUCAAAAUGUGAUGUAAAAAUGAAAUGCUAUGUAUUUUAAAAUUGUAUAAUGUACUAGAAAUUUUAUCAUUGUUAAAAUAUGAUACUUCAGUAUAUUCUUUAAUGAAAUAAUAAUUCAUACUUUUGUAUGGAUUGGGAUUCAAGCUGGCAUUGAAUUUAUAACAUUGUUAAGAUAUUUUCAUCCAGAUGAAUGGAAUUUUUAUGUUCUAGGUGUAUUAUUUUCAAUUGCUACAUUUGAUGAUAAAUUGAAAAUUAACACCUAUGCUGUAAUCUAAUCUAGAUGCUUAUAAAUCUAUGGAUGUAAGAUCUAUACUGAGAAAACCGUUCUAAACUGUGAGGGUGCUAUAGAAAAAAUAAAAAUAGCAUUAUUUUACAUUUUUUGUUAUUUUAUUUUAUUUUAGCUAAGGACUCAGGAAAAGAAGCACCUUCUGUUUUUAAGGUUAGUUAUAAACGAAUCAUUUAACUGGCUACUACUGUUUACCCUUGUAAAAAUGCUACAAAUUUUUUUUUUUCUCCUUGUCUUGGCAAAAGUUAAAAAAGCCUCUAGGAUCAGAUAGAUGAUACUGUAGUUGUAAACAUUUGGCCACCAAUCUGUAUUUUCUUUAUCUUGAUUCAAGCUCUAAAUGGGUGGGGUAAGGCAGCUCUCUUCUCUAGAAACCUGCAGAACUGUUUCUCCUUUUGAGAUAGAAACCAAUCCUAGUCUAGAGCAAAGCUUCUUAAAUUGUGGGAGGUGACCCUAUGAGGUGACAUCAUUGAAUGUGGGGGUUGUGAAAUUAUGAUUUAUUAUCAGUAAAUGUUUGAUUUGUAUAUCUAUUAUAUAUAUCUAUAUGCCUGGUCACAUAAAAAUUUCUUGGGCAAAAAGGGAGUUGCAGGUGGAAAAAAUUUAAGAAGUGCUGAUGUAGAGAACUUGGACUUUCUCAAUUAGGAACAUAAUAACUCCUGCUGCUCCCAACAAGGAACAAGCUGCUCCCAACUUGCUGGGAUGUGCUUAAGAAUACUGUAGUGAUUCCUUGCCUCCUCUGCCUUGAAGAGGUAUGUGAGUUCUCAGCGUGCUGGGCUUGUUUGAGCAGGCUCCAUGGAGUAUGUAUACAUUGUCCACAUAGACAAGGACCUUGUUUUUUCCUGGAGUCCGGGAUCCUAUGGCCAUGAAUGUUCUCUUUAAAUCCUUGGACCCAGGACCCAGGGAUGGGAUUGAGCCUUUGGGGAAAUGAGCAGGUCUGUUAGGGCUUCAUGGAGUGACAGACACACCUUUACAUCUACAUACGCUGAGCAAGGAGCAAUCACCACAAAGAACAUAAUAUUCUUUGAAAGUCUAAAAUUAUUUCAUCUCUUUGGCAUCAUAGACAUUUAGGCCAAUUUCCUUUCAAGCCCAGUACACAGGAUGCAUGGUGAUGGGAGGUUUGUCCUUCCUUAGCUGUUGAUCUGUCCAUUCCUAAGGGGAGAGCAACAGUGUCCAUGAGCUUCUUUAAAAGAAGUGAUGAAUACCAAAUUAGGUUCUUAAUGAAGGAGAGCCCAUAUGAAAGGAGAUGAUAAUCAGCUGUGUGCUGAAUUUCUCAGGUGCUUCUGAUGUUAUGGUCCUUCAUGUAAUGAGCUACAUUAUAUUUUUAUCACCAAAGUUUAAAUGUAAAACAUUUCCAGUGUUAUUUUCCUUUAUCAGAAAUUUGUAAUAAACAGUGCCAUAAAAACCCCACAUGUAAAAUUCUGUUGUAUGGUUUUUAAUAAAAAAAUGGUUAAAUUUGG